CUAGUUGGUAUAAACGAGGCACAUUAUGGCUGGUUGGUAUGGAUCUGUCAUCCUGUGUAUCUAGCAUCGUGUAAGGGCUCGUAAUAACCACUUGUUGCUUUGUCUUGCCAAACAAAGCGUUUGCAAAGUGAAAAUAUAGCAAUUGGUAAAUAGAUGGAUAUUGCGGUUUUCAUUUUGAGUUCAGAUAUUGACGUUUAUCUCGCGAAAAUCAGUAACAGCGAAUGAUUUAAUACAGAAGAUUGAGGCAAGUUGUCAACAUUAAAAGUUGAAAAUAGAAAAAAAGGAAUAGAGGUAGAAAACAGGUGCAAUUUACUUCACGCGGUCGGAGCCUCGGUUCACCAGUUCACAAAGUAAUAACAGUGUUCAAGAAUAUGCGUAUAGAAUACAUCGCGACACUAACAGAACAGUAGCUCUUUGAUCUGGAUAUCUCCAAAUUCCAACUCAUGAAAUCCAACUUCUUUGCCAGAAUUUGCAAAGAUUAAAUCAGUGUAUAAUGUCUUUAACGUGUGUGAUGAACAAAGCAAUAAACGUGCCCAGUGUGUUAUGUGUGGUGUGGUUCGCUCUUUUGGUUACCAUCACCAAAUGCACCCACCAGAGAUGGUGGCUGUACGGCUGCCAAUGCUCCAACUGGGAGUCGAGAGACUCAGUCCGUGAGGUGGUUAUGAACUCAUACAGAGGGCUGUUUGUAGGCAGGGAUGAUUUGUCGAAACUCCCUGUUGUAAAGCUUCAUAAAAAUCCUGGAGAAGCAAAUCUACAGUCGUACGUUGCCAAUACGUUGCCACAUAUCAACCAGUUUAUAAAUCCUGGUUGUUGCUACACAGACUACAGAUAUGAAAUAUUCAACACUACAUCUGUAAACAGUCAAGAGUUUAAAGUCGUUCACUUUGACAAGGCCUUUCAGUUUGUACCAACAGGACGUUGCAAACCAAACAGUACGUGUAGUCGCGGGGAAUGUCUGCAGAUGUUUCGUCACCAUUGGAUGCUGGUUUGGGACGAACGAUUGAGCACAUGGCCUCCCGUAACCUUCCUUCCGGUUGAGGUUCCCUCACAUUGUCAAUGUGUUAACGUUGGCAAGGCGCAACGGCGUCGUCGGCGACGAGCGUGCCAAUCGAGUAAUAUUUACGUUGAGAUGAAGGAGACACAGGAAUACAUCCCUACCGGCUGAAGAAGAUAACGUGUUGUGAUGUUCGUUAAAUUAUAACGAACGAUAUUUGAACUCGAUGAUUUACAUUGUACUCGUUUUAGAAAAUUGUGAUAUAUGUUUAAUUUUUUGAUGAUUCGAUUAAAAUGUUUUUAUUAUAAUUCUGUGAAUCCUGAAUUUGACGACUGUGGUCAGACAAAAAUUGUGAUGAAAUAUUUAUUAAUGUACGGACAUGAAAUUUGGCUGUGCCAAACAAGAAAAAACGUGUUGACAAUUAAUGUUGUGCGGCGUUCACACAGUGCCGAUUAUGGCUCCCGUUUGAGAUCAGACAGCGCUACGACACGAAAAGCGAAAAAGUCGGAUUACUAUCCUCAAUGAUCUGGAAUGUCCUAUCAUUGUCUGAACGCAGUCGUAUAUGUUCGUAACAGAGUCCUACGGAUCGGGAAUGGUCCGGAGAGGUCGGCCAAGCACUCCCGACAGUUAGGUGCGUCCCGUAACAUUCGGGAAACUCAGCCGAUUUUGUCUAGUCGGAUUACAAUCGUGACUAUGUCGUGACAGAUUCUGCUGUAUCGGAUCAAAAUCGUAACAAUGUCCUGUGUUGUCUGGUCAGUGUCCUGUGGAACGGGCAUGAUCUGGAGAAAUUUUGCAUUGCCGUUUCUUGCCGAUUGAGUCCAGAUUGCGUCUAGAUCUUGCCGUCAGCGUCGGUUCAUUGUCUGGUCACUGUCGGAUCUCUGUCGGAUCGCAUUCGGGAGAAUCGGGACGCUGUCGGGACAGAUUCGGUCGUUUUUUACCAUGACAAAGAUACAAAUCGGAUCAAAAUCGGAUUGAGAACGGGAUAAUCGGGACGAAUUCUACUGGAAACGGCUGGAUCGGGACGCCUCCUGAACAGUAUCUGAUGGUUGUCGUGAUUAAAUAAAUAUUUUUACAAAUUUUAAUAAAAAAGUUUGAAUUUCCAGCCACGAAUCACAGGAUAUUGAUCAGACUUUUGUCACAUUUUAAUCGGGAAUGGUCCUAUCAAGGACGGCAGUAAACAUCCUGAAUGUGUGACUUAGGCUUAACAUAAAACUUACGUGAAACUUAAUGUGUGCCUUCAUAGUGUCUGCCAAAGUAGUACAAGUGAAUGUGCGCUGUAGAUAAGUUUUGUGAAAGAAGUAUACUGUGUUUGAAUGAUGUAUUAUGUUAAAUAUUAUUUCUGUAUAUGCAUGUGCUUUCUGUUAUUCAUGUAAAUACCUUUAA
Messenger RNA from Mya arenaria, 2377 nucleotides. RefSeq lists its product as uncharacterized. The record is from RefSeq and is a predicted model, not a curated record. Bases 494 to 1165 code for a protein of 223 amino acids. The transcript has 7 exons. NCBI's taxonomy places the organism in Eukaryota, Metazoa, Mollusca, Bivalvia, Myida, Myidae.